AUAGCAACAGCAGCUGCACCUGCACUUCAGACCAUUUCUCUCUGGUUGUAAAACUGAAUAUAGCUCAACACUUUAACACUAAACUGAACUCACUCUCAAGAAAAGAAAAAUGGAACAAGUGGCUGACCAAUGGACAGUUUGGUUUCGGAGCUUUAUUGAAAAGCCUCUGAGACUGGAGGUGGCAGCAGCGCCGAAGUCGCGCUUCAUUCUGCUCCACUACAGUGUGCCGAAAGCCCUGUAGGACUGGCUAAUUAUUUUUGGCACUUUCUACCUGGCUGUCACCGUGCCCUACAACGUCAGUUUCACGGCCGCCGAUCACACCGCUAUAGAUGCACCCUUGACUGUCAUCGCAGACGUUGUAGUGGAAUUGCUCUUUAUUGCAGACAUUGUGUUGAACUUCAGCACCACCUAUGUGGACAAGUCAGGGAAGGUGGUGUAUGACCCGCGCUCCAUUUGCAUUCACUACGUCACCACCUGGUUCUUUGUGGACCUGGUUGCAGCCCUGCCCAUUGACCUGCUGUAUGCUGCGCACAUCCCAGUGAGCUCCUUCGUCCACCUGCUCAAGACUAUACGCCUGCUGCAUUUCCUUCGCCUGUUUCAGAAACUGGAACGCUACAGUCAGUACAAUAGGUGGCUCUUUCAACUGAGCAAACAGCGGGAUAUGCCCUUCUUCAACAGCACGGCGGGGGGCCCGUCGAUGUACAGCUCCUACGUCGCUGCCCUUCAUUUUUCCCUCAGCAGCCUGACCAGUUUGGGCUUUGGCAAUAUCAGUGCCAACACCCCUGCUGAGAAGAUCUUCUGCAUCUGCACCAUGCUUGUUGGCGCGCUGAUGAACACCCUGGUGUUCAGUAACGUGACCACCGUCAUCCAGCGUAUGUACUCACGCCGUUCUCUCUACGACACAAGCAUGGAGGACCUGAAGGACUUCAUCCGUCUCCACCAUCUGCCUGAGCAGCUCGAAAAUCGCAUGCUGGAGUACUUCCAGAACACAUGGUCUGUCAACAGUGGCAUAGAUGUCAAUGAGCUCCUGCACGACUUCCCUGAUGAGCUGCGGGCCGACAUCGCCAUGCAUCGGAAUAGGGACAUCCUCCAGCUGCCGGUCUUUGCGGGGGCCAGUCGUGGCUGCCAGCGCUCACUCUCCCUCCAUAUAAAAUCCUCCUUCUGCAUCCCCGGGGAGUACCUCAUCCGUCAGGGCGACGUGCUGCAUGCCAACUACUAUGUCUGCUCCGGGUCUCUGGAGGUGCUGAACGACACCACAGUGCUGGCAACAUUAGGAGAAGGGAACCUGUUUGGGGCUGACCUGCCUGGACCAGACCAGGUGAUCAAGACCAAUGCUGAUGUGAAAGUGCUGACACACACUCACCUUCAGUAUAUCAAUCUGCGUCACCUGAAAGAGGUGCUGGGACUCUGCCCCGAGUAUGCCAGUGUUUUCGUCUCAGGCAUCCGCAACAACCUCACCUACAACCUGUGUGAGGGCAGCCAGGACCAGGUACUAAAUAUACUCUCACACACAGAAAACUGGUGUUGAUUUACUGUAGGAUUCCAUUUCUCCCAACAGUAAACCUGUGACAGAAAACUCUUUCCCCUGAUUCCUAACUCGCAACACUUUCAUUCAGUAUGCUUCAACCUGAGCCGACCAACCCACAAACCUUCAUCCAGUGUUUUCCUACAUGUGUAGUAACCAGUCACACCCAAACCCAACAGGAAGUCAGCCAUUUUGAAUUGAAUAUGAAAUCCUUCACCAUUUAUUUAAAGCUAAUUGCUUAAUGCUGUGGUAAUUUGCAAAGCUUUCGAGGUUUUGUCAAACGCCGUUGCCGUGGCCAUGUGUCGAUUUCUGGAAACUCUCAAAUGCCGAGGGUCAGUCUCUCCUUCAUUAAUUUGUGCUGCGCGUCGUGUACAUAAAAGUUCAAGACAAGUACAAGACAUUAAAGUUCAAGGUAGCUGGCGUGUUCGUGAGACGAGCAUGUCCGCACCCCCCAUUGAAAAUGAAUUCCUGUGUG
This is a messenger RNA of Micropterus salmoides (largemouth bass), 2000 nucleotides long. Its product is annotated as potassium voltage-gated channel subfamily H member 8-like. NCBI's taxonomy places the organism in Eukaryota, Metazoa, Chordata, Actinopteri, Centrarchiformes, Centrarchidae. Gene Ontology annotation, biological process: potassium ion transmembrane transport; regulation of membrane potential. Gene Ontology annotation, cellular component: membrane. The record is from RefSeq and is a predicted model, not a curated record. Gene Ontology annotation, molecular function: voltage-gated potassium channel activity. The transcript has 8 exons.